CUCCGCGGCGGGGGCCGCCCUGCUGCGGGCGCUGGGUCGGGGCCCCGGGAAUGUCCCGGGCCCAGCCGGCUGAGACGCGCCCUCCAGUUCUCCCGGCUCGGCUGGUGUUUGCACGGCCUGAGGCUCGCCGCGUUCCGAAAUGGCCGAGCAGCCGGACCAGACUGUCAAGUACUACACCCUGGAAGAGAUCCAGAAGCACAACCACAGCAGGAGCACCUGGUUGAUUCUGCACCACAAGGUGUACGAUUUGACCAAGUUCUUGGAGGAGCAUCCUGGUGGGGAAGAAGUGUUAAGGGAACAAGCUGGAGGGGAUGCUACUGAAAGUUUUGAGGAUGUGGGACACUCUACAGAUGCUAGAGAAUUGUCCACAACGUACAUCAUUGGGGAACUUCAUCCAGAUGAUAGAGCAAAGUUGACCAAGCCUUCGGAAACUCUCAUUACUACUGUUGAUUCUAAUUCCAGCUGGUGGACCAACUGGGUGAUCCCAGCCAUCUCAGCAGUGCUGGUGGCUCUGAUGUAUCACUUCUAUACAGCAGAAGAUUAAACACAUGCUCAGAAGUGGAGGAAAGAAAAGACUGCUUUGGACCAGGGAGAAAGAAGCCAGUGUUAACUGCUUCAACUGACAGAUGCCUUCACCUGAGAAAUAAUUUUAAUACACCUGUUUCCCUUUUCUCCUACUUUGAACCAAACCAAAAAGAACUCUUCUGUUCUUUCUACUCCCGAACUCUUUGAAUUGUGCCUUUUGUUCAUCAACUUUUUUUGAUGUUCCAUCACUACAUAAUUUACUUAUUGUAGGCAUGAUCUUUUAAAAAAAUAUAUCUGG
This is a messenger RNA of Callorhinus ursinus (northern fur seal), 823 nucleotides long. RefSeq names its product cytochrome b5. Lineage: Eukaryota; Metazoa; Chordata; Mammalia; Carnivora; Otariidae. Gene Ontology annotation, molecular function: heme binding. Gene Ontology annotation, cellular component: intracellular membrane-bounded organelle; endoplasmic reticulum membrane. The record is from RefSeq and is a predicted model, not a curated record.